This is a messenger RNA of Lepisosteus oculatus (spotted gar), 5254 nucleotides long. NCBI's taxonomy places the organism in Eukaryota, Metazoa, Chordata, Actinopteri, Semionotiformes, Lepisosteidae. The record is from RefSeq and is a predicted model, not a curated record.
GAAGGAAUGAACUGUAUGAAUAAGAACCAUGGCUGUGCACACAUCUGCCGAGAGACGCCCAAAGGAGGCAUUGCCUGUGAGUGCAGGCCAGGAUUUCAACUCACCAAGAACCAGAGAGACUGCAAAUUGACUUGUAACUAUGGCAAUGGGGGCUGCCAGCACACCUGUGAGGACACCGACCAAGGGCCCAAGUGCGGCUGUCACAUGAAGUUCGCCCUGCACUCUGAUGGCAAGACCUGUGUAGGGGAAAGAAGUGUCCAGCAGCAGGCAGCCCCACAGCUGUUACCCAAUGAGACUUGUGCAGUGAACAACGGUGGCUGUGACAGCACAUGUCAUGAUGCAGUGACGGGGGUACGCUGCAGUUGUCCCGUGGGCUUCACCCUUCAGCCUGACCGCAAGACGUGCAAAGACAUCGAUGAGUGUCGUCUCAACAACGGUGGCUGUGACCAUGUGUGUCGGAACACGGUGGGCAGCUUUGAGUGCAGCUGCAAGAAGGGCUACAAACUGCUGACUGAUGAGAGGACCUGCCAAGAUAUUGAUGAGUGCUCUUUUGAUAGAGCAUGUGAUCAUUCCUGCGUCAAUUCCCCUGGCAGCUUUCAGUGCUUCUGCCACAAGGGCUACGUGCUGUAUGGACUGGCCCACUGCGGAGAUAUUGACGAGUGCAGCAUUAACCACGGGGGCUGUAAAUUCGGCUGCAUGAACACUUUGGGAAGCUAUGAGUGUACCUGUCCCCCUGGCUACAAACUUCAUUGGAACAAGAAGGAUUGCAUCGAGCUGGUGAAGUGCGUGUCCAGCUGGGUCUCUCCCAAGGCCAGCCUGACCUGCAGCAAAACUGGCAAGAAAGAGAGCUGCUCCCUCACCUGUUCCUCCAAAGCUCACUAUCUGGCAGAAUCUGAUAACAGUUAUACAGUGAGCUGUGGGAUUCCUAUCCUCCGUGGCAAAAGUACCCCCAAAGCGAACAGCAGCAACUCACAGAGCUGUAUAGAGACUCUGGCUCCACCAGUGAAGCACAAAGCCUCUUUCAAGAUCAAAGACGCCAAGUGUCACCUGCACCCCAAACUGAAGGGCCGCCAGGAAGAGGGUGGGCGCCAGCAGGGGCCAGGGAGUGGGCAGCCCUGCAGCGACUGCUUCGUCACCUUCGUCAACCUGAAGUGCGACUCCUCCAAGAAAGCAAAGGGCCGCCGUACCCGCAACCCCCCCAACAAGGAGGUGACCAGGAUCACGCUGGAGCUGGAAGCAGAGAUCAAGCCCGGUGACGUCACAGGAAACUGCAAUCUGAACUGCCUAAGACAACGUAUGGAGAAGCAGGUGAAGUCCUACAUCAAGACCCUGAAGAAAUCCAUCAACCAGGAACGCUUCCUGAUCCGUGUGGCUGGUCUGGAUUAUGAGGUGGCCCAAAAGCUGGCGGGAGCCACCGAGAAGCAGGAGAACUGUGGACCGGGUCGGGAGAGAGAGAGUGGGCGCUGUGUCAGAUGUGUGCCCGGGUCCUACUACCAUGGGGAGCAGGAACGAUGCCUUCCGUGCCCACCAGGCACCUUCCAAGAGAAGGAGGGGCAGCUGGCCUGUGACCUCUGCCCUGGAAGUGAAGGCCAUGGACCUUCUGGUGCUCGAAAUAUAACAUCCUGUGCAGGUCAGUGCCCCACAGGGCAUUACUCCACCGACGGGUUCAAGCCCUGUCAGCCGUGCCCACAUGGAACCUACCAGCCAGACACAGGCCGGACCUUGUGCUUCCCCUGUGGCGGGGGGUUGAGCACCAAGUGGGAGGGUGCCAGUUCCUUCCACGACUGCGAGGCCAAAGUUCAGUGUUCUCCUGGUCACUACUACAAUACUACAGUCCAUCGAUGCAUUCGUUGCCCAGUAGGCACGUAUCAGCCAGACUUCCGCCAGAACUACUGUAUCUCCUGCCCUGGCAACACCACCACAGACUUUGACGGCGCCACCACUGUCUCCCAGUGCAAGAACCGGGAGUGUGGUGGCGAACUGGGCGAGUACACUGGCUAUAUCGAGUCACCCAAUUACCCGGGCAACUACCCUGCCAAUGUGGAGUGCACUUGGAACAUCAACCCCCCACCCAAGCGCAAGAUCCUCAUUGUGGUGCCCGAGAUCUUCCUGCCCUCCGAGGACGAAUGUGGGGACGUGCUGGUGAUGCGCAAAAACUCCUCUCCAACCUCCAUCACCACCUACGAGACGUGUCAGACAUACGAGCGUCCCAUUGCCUUCACGGCGCGCUCUCGCCGCCUCUGGAUCAACUUCAAAUCCAACGAGGCCAACAGUGCCCGGGGCUUCCAGAUCCCCUAUGUCACGUACGAUGAGGACUAUGAACAGCUGGUGGAGGACAUUGUGAGAGAUGGCAGGCUGUAUGCGUCUGAAAACCACCAAGAGAUCCUGAAGGAUAAGAAGCUGAUUAAAACCCUGUUUGAUGUGCUGGCUCACCCAAACCACUACUUCAACUACACCACCCGGGAGUCCAAGGAGAUGCUUCCACGAUCCUUCAUCCGCCUGCUCAGCAGCAAAGUCUCGGCCUUCCUCAGACCAUACAAGUAGCCCCAGGGCCAGCGAGCCAGCUACAUAGCCCGCAGCAGCAACAAGAUGACAAAGAGACUCUCUUUUUAUGGCUUUUAAAACAUACGUCACUAUGCAGAUUUUCAUUUUUUUCGGCUUUUGUUUCUACCGGCGGAUGUCACCCACCGAGCUGACUCCAGUCUUCUCAUUGAGUCAGACCAGAUUUUGGUUUGAUUGGCUCUUCCCCCCUCCAUCUUUAUUUAUCGCCACUUGUUGUUGUGUCCAUUUUUUGUUUGUCUGAAGUCCCGUGAAAGACGUUCGCAAAACCCUGUGCUUUAGCUGCAGCGAGAACUGUCUCCAUCACAGCUGCUUCCUUUCAAGGUGAAAGAACAUCCUUAUUAGAACAAUAAGGAACUUUUACAUACUUAAAAUGAAUUGAAAUUUUCACCGGAUGUGUGAAAGUGGUAAAGUGCUUUCUUGUUGGACUCUUAUGUAGUCUCCUUUUCCUAAAAUGGGACUUGAGCUCUGGUAUCUCUUAUUGUUUUGUACAUCUUAACUAUGUUCAGAGCAUUACUAUAUUCAGGCUCUUAGAGCAAUGCUUCUUAAGGUCUUGCUGUUAAAACAGUUUGAUUUCUUAUCUUUUUAUGUCCGUUUCUUGUUGGAUUGUAUUAGUUUGUGUUGCUUCCUUUUAAACUGUUCUUAUAUUCCAAGUUAAAUAGCUUCUCCAAACAGAAACCUCUAUUUUCAGCACACAUUUAGUGCUUCCAAAAAACACAGUAUAGGAAACCUAGAGAAACCCGAGUCUGUGAUCACAAUGUUUUUUAAUGUGCUUCACAUUAAAAACGGUCCCUUAACAGAGACGGAAAAAAAAAUGUUCCUGGGACAUCAGGUGCUCACUUCAAUGGUCACUUUAAAACUUGGUUUUGAUUCGAACCCUUGAAUAUUUAAGGGUUUCCCCCCAGAAGGAGCUACUUUUGUUGGAAAAAAAAAAUGGAUCUGAUAGAAAAGAGAGAAUUGAAAAACGUGACCGAAGACAAUAUAUGAAAGGAGCAGUUAAGGCAUACUAUAGCAAGUAUUCAAAACUGGCAAGUUAUUCAGAUAAUGUUAGGCCUCAUUUAAGUCACAGCUGUGACCCUGAGAUCUUGAUUCAUUGUUGUAAUUAACUGACUGUGAUGAAGUUUGAGCCCAGGUUUUCCAGGUGGCCCACCCCAAAUGAAUACCCUUUCACCCAAAGAAGCCAAGUCCUCUGCUGAUACCCUUCUCCCCCUCUAACUCUGUCCCACCAAAAUCAGCUCUUCCAAAGACUGCCUCAGUGGCAAGAUUAUCCUUUUUUAUUUUAUGCACUAGAUCUAGACCCACCAUCCUACCUUUGUUGUAAAAGUGCAAUGAUUUUAGUCUUCUUUUGUUGUUCUUUUGUAUACAGCAAGGGAAGAACAAUAUUUAUACCUGCCAAAACUGUACAAUGGAAUGUCUUUUUUAUUUUUUUAAAGAAUAUAUUCUUACGUUACUUUUGAAAUACAGCGACUGGCACUUGGGUUGUAUUUAAAAACAAAACAGGAUCUAAACGUUUUCAUGUCCCUUAAAAAUGGAUGUCAUUUUAAUUUAAAUAGUAAUAUACAUGUAUAUAUCUAAAGAACAUCCUUGCGGAUGAACAACUUUACAGGUCUUAAAACAAAGUUCUUCACAUUAUUGAAACUUCCUAGUGGUGCAUAUAUACUGUUAAUACACAUAGUGUGCAAGUUUAUUAGAACGCCCCAGUACUUCUGUAAACAUUCAUUUGCUGUGAAUGUGAAACCACUCUUUUUUUAAAACCCUGGUAAAUUGUCAAAAUAGAAAAAUUAGGUUAACAAAUUUAAUUUAUGUCCAUAUGCCACACAUAUCAGAUCAUUUUAAAAUGUUUAGAGAAAACUAAUACAUAGACUUUAACAUAGCAAAAUAGUAAAAAAGACUGCUUUGAAGUUUGGUUUUGAUUAUCUUCACAAAAUAGGUGGACAGCAGUCAGUACUAUUACCAGUCAUACUAUUUGUAGUAUCGUAUCCCAGGAAAAAUGCUGAUUAGGUAGAAUUUCAUAUGCCAGUAAGAUGACUUCAAAUAAACCUCCAAUAAAACCUUAACUUGGAUUUAGUUGUUAUGCUGCUUCAGGUUAGAUAGGUUUAUGAAAAUGUCAUGUACAGUACUUUUUUGGGUACAAAGCUCUAUAAUUCAAGAACCCUAUUAAAUGUGCACAUCACUGCACAAUAUUUCUACAAAUAGAAUAAUCUUCUGUCAGUUGGUACAAGUUUAGCAGUAAUUGCAUUAAAAAAUGAACAAAUCGCAUGGUUUUCAUACUACAAGAACACAUUUCCAGGUGUUCCACUGCACCUUCAUGACCAGAGACGCAUCAUGAGGACAGUAGAGCCCAGGCUGCCAUCGCUGUUUUCUUGAAUGUUAUGAAAGAAGCCAAGCUGCAUCAGUUCUCUUGAGUCUCAUAUUUAUAUCGGCUUUUUUUCGUUAUUCCGUUUCUGCAUAUCACUGUUCAACCACCCUCUUCCUCCUCUUCCUUUCCCAGCGCAUCAGCCUGAACACAAACACACACUCAUUUUUGUUUUAUUGCCUUUUUUUAAAAAAAAAAAUAAGAGUUUGCUAUGAUGAUGUAUCAUAGAGUUGAUAAUGGUAUUUGCACUUGAAAAUUGUUAUUGCUCAUGUAAAAAAUGAUGUCUGGAUUUUGUAUUGUCUUUUUUAAUGAAUGGAAUUUGGUGUUCUUACGUGUUUA